AUGGCUGACUACGAGACUCGGCACUUCAUCGACGGCAAAUUCGUCAACGGAGAAAGCCCGAACACUUUUGACGUCGUUAGCCCUGUCGAUGGUAAGGUGGUUGCCAGCGUCCCGUCUGCCUCGGAACAUGAAAUCUCCUUAGCAGUCGCCGCGGCGACAAAAGCUCAGCCCGCAUGGGCCGCUCUCGCUGCCAGCAAACGCGCAGGGAUACUCAGGAGGUUCUCCGAUUUGAUGUCACAAAAUGCUUCUAAGUUAGCGGAGCUCGAUGCCAUGUGCAUGGGCAAGCCAAUCUCUGCUCAUCGCGAAGAGGUUGAUACAGCUUGUAGCAUUACCAAUUUUUUCGCUGGCCAAGUCGAGCAGGCAUAUGGGCAAUCGUCUCUGAAUGUACCGAAUCAUCUGAAUAUAUCGCUUCGCCAACCUUUCGGUGUUGUUGCCGCCAUCGUUCCGUGGAACUUUCCCACCAUGAUUUGGUGUCACGAAGUGCCCCCUGCGUGUGGCGCCGGUAACGCGAUAAUCUUGAAAACAUCGGAGAAGAGUCCGUUAAGUGGUCUCCUUCUUGCUCAACUCGCACAUGAAGCAGGUUUUCCUUCCGGCAUUGUAAACGUAAUAUCAGGCGCUGGAGCGACUGGCGAGUUGCUCUCUUCUCACAUGAAGAUUCGGAAAAUCAGUUUCACAGGAUCGGUUCGAGCCGGACGAGCAGUCAUGCAAGCGGCUGCCCGGUCGAACCUCAAGUCUGUUUGUCUCGAGUUGGGAGGAAAGUCUCCUCUCAUCGUGUUCGCCGAUGCUGAUCUCCAGUCGGCAGCUGAGCUGGCAACAACGUCGAUAACGUACAAUUCUGGUCAAGUAUGCACUGCAUCUUCUCGUGCAUACAUUCAGCGCGGCGCCGCAGAUGCCUUUAAGAAACUCCUGGUAGCUCGGUUCAAAUCGCUGAAGCUGGGGCUCCCGACUAGUCAAGAAACAGACCUUGGUCCACAGGCCGAUGCAGGACAGGCUCAAUCGGUCGCCGUAUUUUUAGGUAUUGGAGAACAGAAUGGAACUGUUCUAACAGGCGGGAAAAAAUCGCGCAUUGGACCCAACUACAUUGAGCCAACCAUUUUUACCGACAUCCCGGAUGAGAAUCGCAUUAACGUGGAAGAAGUCUUUGGACCAGUUCUGGUUUUGCAUGAAUUCGAUACCGAAGAAGAAGUCGUGUCGCGUGCCAACAACACCGAAUAUGGCUUGUAUGCAUCUGUCUUCAGCUCCAACAUCGAUACAGCUCUUCGUGUUGCACGUGCUUUGGAGGCUGGCAAUGUCGGAGUCAAUUGCACAUCACCGUUUGACUCGUACGAACUGCCAUUCGGCGGUUACAAGUCUUCGGGUAUAGGACGCUCUAAAGGUUCAAAUGCAAUUCUGUCCUGGCUCGAGGAGAAAUCUGUGUACAUUAGACAAAAGCCGGCACUUGGAAAAUAG
Messenger RNA from Exophiala bonariae, 1449 nucleotides. RefSeq lists its product as uncharacterized. The coding region runs from base 1 to 1449 and encodes 482 amino acids. Gene Ontology annotation, molecular function: aldehyde dehydrogenase (NAD+) activity. The transcript has 8 exons. Lineage: Eukaryota; Fungi; Ascomycota; Eurotiomycetes; Chaetothyriales; Herpotrichiellaceae. The record is from RefSeq and is a predicted model, not a curated record.